Messenger RNA from Aspergillus nomiae NRRL 13137, 597 nucleotides. RefSeq names its product protein rds1. The record is from RefSeq and is a predicted model, not a curated record. Lineage: Eukaryota; Fungi; Ascomycota; Eurotiomycetes; Eurotiales; Aspergillaceae. The transcript has 2 exons. The coding region runs from base 1 to 597 and encodes 198 amino acids.
AUGUCCCACGCAAAAGUUGUUCGAUCUACAACUGUGCCACCUGUGGUCAGUCACCCAACUUCGUUAACCCACACUCCAUUCAGUGGCACCCCAACCACCACUGGAGCAUUGCAUGCUUCUUCAAUUGGUACUGGGGUUCCCAGCUUGGGGAUCUCGCCCACAGCAACAACUUACCCUAGCGAUGGGCAACUCCACGACCCUCAGCCAGGCCCAUAUAUCCCAGCUGGGGGUGUUGGAACUGGGGGAGAAACGCCAGUUUACGAUGCGAAGAGCGACUUCGACUAUGAGCCGUUAGCCCUUGCUCUUUAUCAAGAAUAUACUGAACUUGAUCUGUUCCACGAUGGCUUGGCCCGCUUUUCGGUAGAGGAAUUCACAGCUGCUGGGCUCACGGCUGAGGAUCGUUUUUUAAUCGAGUUCAUGGCAGACCAGGAGGUUGGACAUGCAACGAUUGUUACUAACAUACUAGGAGCAGAGGCCCCUAGGAUGUGCACCUAUAACUAUCCGUAUACCACGGUGUAUGAGUUCGUGGACUUCUGUCAGAAGCUUACUCGCUUUGGGGAAUCUGGUGUUUAUAGUUUCCUACCUCAAUUCGCGUGA